AUGAUCGAAAGUAUAAAUGCAGAUGGCCCAUUAAGCAUCAAUAAAAGUGAUAAUCAAUUCAUUAAUCCAAAGUUAAGAAUGAGUACUGAUGGUAAUUUAAAUGGUUAAAUUUAAAAUCCUUAUCUAGUUUAUUCUAAAAAUAUCGCUAUGAAUAAGUCAGGAGAUAAAUAGUAGUCUGGUAGUCAUGACUUUGCCAAUAUUUAGCAUCGAAAUAAUUAUGAUCAAGCAAGCGCAUAUUAGGAGAUUAGCUAAGUAAAUACUAGCAAUGAUGGAAAUAGAUUUUCCAAUCAGCCUCAUAGUAAAGCAAACAGUUUAGUCUUAUAAACUUAGCAGUAACUAUUGUAGAAAGCAUAAAAUUAAAAAGGUUAGCAUUAUAAUUCUGAGUAGGUAAGCAAAGCAUAUGAUACAAGCUAUGCAGCAAAAAAUCUAGAUAUGACAUCUGCAUCAAUCUAAAGACACUCUAAUGGAAAUAGGACUUUUAUAAAUACUCUAAUUCAUAAUUAGAAUAAAGACAACCUAUAAGUUGUUCAUCUUGUAAAUAACCAAAUAAGUCAUACUUCAAUUGAUAUGCAGAGAAAGACUCCUGGUCUCAAUUUAAAUACUGAGCUUGUAAGCAAUUAGAUAGUUGGACAUACUCAAGAUGCAGUAAAAAGUAACAAGAGGAAAAUUUCUAAUGGAUUAUUUCAAGAGCAACUUACUCCUCUACCCAUUAUUUAGCCUCAAAACUAAAAUCAAAUGAUGCUAUAAUAGUAUUAUUAACAAUAAUAAAUCUAAGCUUAAAUGCAUUAGCAAUAGUAGCAAUAAUAACAUUAACAAUAAUAGCAAUAGGCUCAAUAAAUGAAUUAGACAUCAAGUUCUAAGAAUGGGAAUCAAAGUCUAAUGUAAUAUGCACUUUAAAGAAAUCACCAGCAAAAAAGUGGAGCGUUGAUCCAGAUAUCAUCAAUGCCAAUAUACCUUGGAAAUCAAAAUCUGUUUAUGUAAAGCUAGAAAAUCCCUGAUUCUCCGUUAAGAAGAAUCCCCCUUCCUGAUUUGAAUUAGCAGCAAUUGCAAACUAAUAGACCAAGUAUCACUAAUGGAGGUUAGUAUUAGUUCUAGUAGUAAUAAGCAUCCAAGUAACUGCCCUAACGUCCAAUUUAAAAUACAUUUAAUGGAAAUCCAACUACUUAGCAUAACAAGAAAUCCUCGUCAUCUGCAUUGAGCCAUUCUCCGUCAGUUAGACCAGUUAAAACUAUCAUAAAUACUAAUAAUAAUAUGGUCAUGAAUUCUGGGAAGGUCUAGUAGGCAAGUUUUAAUGGCAAAGUAGUGUAGGGUAGCUCUUUCAAGUUAUCUUAGAACUCAAAAGUACAAUAGAAUUAGCAAUUUCAUAUCAGUCUAAAAUAGAAUUAGAUUACUAAUGGCUUUUCAUAAGGAAAAACUUUAAUGCCAAAAUUAUUUGACUUCUGUAUGAUUGAGGACAUGUGCAUUAAGAAGCAGUAGUAAAACUAGCGAGAGAUUGAGGAAGCUCUGUAGUAGCUGGAAAGGCAAAAAUAACAAAAAUAAUCUGUUAUGAGUGUACUUAACAAACGUUAAUGA
Molecule: messenger RNA, 1572 nt
Organism: Stylonychia lemnae
Lineage: Eukaryota; Ciliophora; Spirotrichea; Sporadotrichida; Oxytrichidae
Source: the annotation of a GenBank genome assembly